This is a messenger RNA of Equus quagga, 3910 nucleotides long. It is a transcript of the gene SLC34A1, whose product is annotated as solute carrier family 34 member 1. Gene Ontology annotation, cellular component: vesicle; brush border; apical plasma membrane. The transcript has 12 exons. Gene Ontology annotation, biological process: sodium-dependent phosphate transport; intracellular phosphate ion homeostasis. The record is from RefSeq and is a predicted model, not a curated record. The coding region runs from base 973 to 3006 and encodes 677 amino acids. Lineage: Eukaryota; Metazoa; Chordata; Mammalia; Perissodactyla; Equidae. Gene Ontology annotation, molecular function: sodium:phosphate symporter activity.
ACUCUUAGUAAGAAAAAGCCCAUCACCCCAACCCCCUCACUUCUGUCCCAGCGGUGCCCCCUGUAACAUCUCAGCCCCAGCCCAGCCUGGCUCACUCCUCCAAAGUAAAAAGGACUCAUGUUCUUCCAGGGCUUGGAAUUCAGCUCUGCACAGCCCUCAUCCCAACAGCCAAGGACCCUUGGAACGAUGCUGGGCUAGGGGUAGGGUGCUGAAGCAGACUGGGGCACUCCCAUCCCAACAGCCAAGAACUCCUGGGGCAGUUCAGGGGGGCCUAAAGCAAUCCGGGGUCUUCCCAGACCUGGGGACAGGGUGGGAGGCCCUCCUUACCUAAACCAGUCCCAGUGUGAGCCCCAUUCAUGGAAGAAAGGCUGUCAGUAUUUCUUUAUUGCUGGGAGUGGGGGGUGGACGGGGAAAUAAGUUCAUUUGUGGGGGGAACCCAGGAACUUAGGAUCCAGGCCAGUGGACUCUCCUCUGAGUGUGUGCCCAGCUGGUUCCACAAGAGAACAGGUGUCCAGGGCUCUUCACUGCUCUCAGGGUGGACGAAACGCCUGCCCAGCACAGCCCCAGCCACACCACAGCCUCUGCUACCACCACGUUUCCUGGCCCCUCCCCUCUCCAUCUGCUGACCAUUUCUUCCCUCCCUCAAGAGCCCACCUCUGCCAUGGGGCACUUUGGUGGCACCGUAUCUGUCAUUAGAACACUUGUCCCCCUUGCCAUUUUCCAUCUAUUUGAGGGAUUAUUUCAUUUGACAUCUGUCCCCUCACUAGACUCUGAACCUCCCAGGAGCAGGAGCUGCAUCUGGAUUUAGUCAUCACUGUAUGCCAACAUCUAGCUCUGCACCUGGGAUAGAGCAGAUGCUCAAUAAAUACUUGCUGAAUGAAUGAAUGAUGAGCACCUGAGUGUGAAUCUCUCAGUGGGGGUGGAGGUGUGCUUUGCUGGGCGUGUGUUUGGGAUUACACACCAUGGGUGUUUAUGUAUGUGAUGUGUGGAAGUGGGGUGGGUGAGUGUGCGUUUCCAGGACACAGCAGUUGUCAUUCAGUGUUGCUGCGGCCCCCUGACGUGCAGGCCCCACAGUGUGUGCCCAGGAUGAUGUCCUACGGAGAGAGGCUGGGGAGCCCGGCGGUCUCCCCACUCCCAGUCCGUGGGGGGCACGUGAUGCAUGGGCCAGCCUUUGCCUACGUGCCAAGCCCACAGGUCCUGCACAGGAUCCCAGGGACCUCCACCUAUGCCUUCCCCAGCCUGGGCCCCGUGGCCCUUGCCGAGCACAGCUGCCCCUACGGAGAGGUUCUGGAGCACCAUGAACCACUGCCUGCCAAGCUGGCCCUGGAGGAGGAGCAGCAGCCAGAGCCCGGGUUGGCCCAGAAGCUGCGUCAGGUUGGCAUGGCGCUCCUCAAGGUGCUGCUGAUGCUCACUUUCCUCUACCUCUUCGUCUGUUCCCUGGAUGUGCUCAGCUCAGCCUUCCAGCUGGCUGGAGGGAAGGUGGCUGGAGACAUCUUCAAGGACAAUGCCAUCCUGUCCAACCCAGUGGCGGGGCUGGUAGUGGGGAUCCUGGUGACUGUGCUAGUGCAGAGCUCCAGCACCUCCACGUCCAUCAUUGUCAGCAUGGUCUCCUCUGGCUUGCUAGAGGUGAGCUCUGCCAUCCCCAUCAUCAUGGGCUCCAACAUUGGCACCUCCGUCACCAACACCAUCGUGGCCCUGAUGCAGGCAGGGGACAGGACUGACUUCCGGCGGGCCUUCGCAGGGGCCACGGUGCAUGACUGCUUUAACUGGCUGUCAGUUCUGGUCCUGCUGCCGCUGGAGGCUGCCACUGGGUACUUGCACCACGUCACACGACUCGUGGUGGCCUCCUUCAACAUCCACAGCGGCCGGGAUGCCCCCGACCUGCUCAAAAUCAUCACGGAGCCCUUCACUAAACUCAUCAUCCAGCUGGACAAGUCUGUGAUUACCAGCAUCGCCACCGGGGACGAGUCCCUGAGGAACCGCAGUCUCAUCCGGAUCUGGUGCCACCCAGACCGCUCAGAGGCUCCCACCACUAUUCCCAGGGCAGAGGUCAACACCAGCCCGACCCUCAGAAAUGCCACCAUGGAGAAAUGCAACCACGUCUUCGUGGACACAGGGCUGCCUGACCUGGCUGUGGGGCUCAUCCUGAUGGCUGGCUCCCUGGUGCUCCUAUGCGCCUGCCUCAUCCUCCUCGUCAAGAUGCUCAACUCUCUCCUCAAGGGCCAGGUGGCCAAGGUCAUUCAGAAGGUUAUCAACACCGACUUCCCUGCCCCCUUCACCUGGGCCACUGGCUACUUUGCCAUGGUGGUGGGUGCCGGCAUGACCUUCGUCGUCCAGAGCAGUUCUGUGUUCACCUCAGCCAUCACCCCGCUCAUCGGCCUGGGUGUGAUCAGCAUUGAGCGGGCCUACCCCCUCACGCUGGGCUCCAACAUCGGCACCACCACCACGGCCAUCCUGGCUGCACUGGCCAGCCCCCGGGAAAAGCUGUCCAGCGCCUUCCAGAUUGCCCUCUGCCACUUCUUCUUCAACAUCUCGGGCAUCCUGCUGUGGUACCCAGUGCCCUGCACGCGCCUGCCCAUCCACAUGGCCAAGGCGCUGGGCAAACGCACCGCCAAGUACCGCUGGUUCGCCGUCCUCUACCUCCUCCUGUGCUUCCUGCUGCUGCCCUCACUGGUGUUUGGCAUCUCCAUGGCAGGCUGGCAGGCCAUGGUAGGUGUGGGCGCACCAUUUGGGGCCCUGCUGGCCUUCGUGGUGCUUGUCAGCAUGCUUCAGAGUCGCAGCCCCGGGCGCCUGCCCAAGUGGUUGCAGACGUGGGACUUCCUGCCCCGCUGGAUGCACUCCUUGCAGCCCCUGGACCACCUCAUCACCCGCGCCACCUUGUGCUGUGCCAGGCCCGAGCCCCGCUCACCCCAGCUGCCUGCCAGGGUCUUCUUGGAGGAGCUGCCCCCCACCACGCCCUCCCCCUGCCUUGCACUGCCUGCCCGACACAAUGCCACCCGCCUCUAGUAUGUGGCCCAGACUGCCGCCUGGGUCAGGGAAGGGCCUGCGCCUGGUGCCUGGGCUGGAAGGGCUAAGGUGUGUGUCUGCACUCUGGGCCUCUGCCUGUCCUUGUGCAGGUCCUCAGAGGUCUGGGCUUGUGUGACUGAGAGUUGGAGUGUGUGCACAUGUGGGCACAUUUGGGUGAGCCUGUGUCAGCCUGCACCUGUGUAGUGAUGCACCUGAGGGGGGUUGUGUGCAGGCUGCAGGGUACCUGGUAUGAUUGCGAGUCCUUUGCACCUGUGUUUGGAGGCCUGCGCUGGCUGGGCGGGAGGAGGGUGGGGCUGAGUCGGUGACCUGCUGCUGUUUGCUUGAGCACAGAUGUGGGUGCCUGAGUCACUGGCUGAAUUCUCACCCCUCCCUGCCACCUUCCUUCCUCCAUGAUACCAUCCUCCUCAUCCUCACCAGGUUUCCUGCAGCACCAUUACAACCCCUCCCCAACACUGCCUGACAACCAAAAGGAAUUAAACUCUCAUGGUACAUUUGCAAGUCUGUCUGCUCUCCAUCUAGGGGGGAAGGAGGACCACAGUUUGGGGUUCAGCAGCACUACCUCCUGCAAGCGCACCCCAACCAUGUGCCCGGCUCUGCCUUAAUGAGGCUAAUCCACGAUUCAGAUGCCCGGGAUCACCCCCAAGGCAAGAGUAAGGAGGGCUUUCUGCACCUCCAUCCCCGGACCCCACCAGACUGGCCUCCGCUGCUCUCUCUCUGCCUUCAGACUCACCUAUCUCCCUCCCUCUCUCUUUCUGGGAUAGGAUUAGUUCCCCAGAAAAAGGUGAUAGGUGGCGGCUUGUCGGGGCCACUGGGGAAGGGACGGGGAGGGUGGAGACAGCCAAGAGAGGCCAUGCCCUGGGCCCCAGCACACAGUGGGCAGGGA